This is a messenger RNA of Lingula anatina, 1397 nucleotides long. RefSeq lists its product as uncharacterized. The record is from RefSeq and is a predicted model, not a curated record. Lineage: Eukaryota; Metazoa; Brachiopoda; Lingulata; Lingulida; Lingulidae.
GGCUGACAAUACAAACUUAUUUGAUGGCAUGGAAACAAUAUCCAAAACAAACUCACCUGUGUCGUUUAUAAGAGCAUAUCCGCGCUCCGGUGGCACAACUAGAGACGUUUUACAAGAAGAAACAGCUAGGAGCAACAGAUAUACUUAUUUGCUGUCACCAAACCAGUGCACUUGAAGAAAAAGAUAGAAAGAGCACAAGAGAAUAGCUCCAAGUUUGCUAACCGUGCACUACAAACAUGAUGAAGGUCCUGUUAUUGACGCUCUGUGUCGUCCUUCUCACCCGUGACGUCAGGUCACAAUCUUCCAGUGAUUCUUCUUCUGCUGCUGCCUCUGCAAGUUCUAACAGCGCCGCCGCAUCAUCUUCAGCAGCCGCAUCAUCUUCAGCAGCCGCAUCAAGUGCGUCCGCCGCCGCCUCCUCUGCCGCCGCUUCCUCCUCGGCGGCCGCUUCGUCAUCUGCUGCUGCCGCCUCCUCAUCAGCUGCAGCUUCAUCGUCAGCAGUCGCAGCAUCCAGCGCUGGCGCAUCCUCAUCCGCGAAUGCCGCAGCGACGUCCUCAGCCAGUGCUGCUGCAGCCACUACAUCAGCUGCUGCUGCAUCAUCAGCGGGCGGUGGUGCUGCUACCACCGUGACCAAUACGGCCACCUCUGCUGCCAGUUCAUCGAGCUCAUCUGCCUCUUCUUCUGGAGGUGUUAGCUGUAAAUCCUGCGACCCAGGCACUGGAGUGGACUGUAAAGUGGAAGCUAACCAAAACACCACUACGUGUGCAAGCAGUGACUGCUUUUUCGUUCACUAUUACACGAGUAACGGCACAGACGGAUAUGCCUUUGGCUGCGCCGAUGAUGUCAAGACUUACAUGGGACUGACCACGAGAGCAACCUGCAGCGAUUACACGACUACAAGCGGUAUGUCCGUGUCCACGGCCGGCGCGGCGAUCUGCCGUUUUAACGCCAAAUGCUGCUCUACCGCCAACUGCAACGCCGCAGAAGAUCUCGGCAGCAACUCCUGCUCAGACACUAAAUCAUCCUGUGCAGACUGGAAAAACAAGCAAUUGCAGUCUCCAAGUGGUACCUAUAUUGUGGACCCCGACGGCCCCGGAGGGGUGACACCUUUUCCAGUGGAAUGCGACAUGAUAACCACGCCACCUACAGUCAGGGUGAACCACAACCAAAUCACUAGGAAGCACAUUGUAGGAUAUGAAGAUCCAAAUUUUUACGAACAUCAGCUCGUUUACAACGGCGAACCCUGCAACUGUGACGCCAACGAUAACCGUUGGAGAACAGAUGAAGGAUACUUGACAGCAAAAGAGCAUCUUCCCAUCUCUGCUGUCAUGAUCGGGGACACAGGGAAAAGCGUCGAGCAGGUGUACAUUACCGUGGGACCUUUGGAGUGCACACCUUAA